UACAUUGUGUUAUGGAGUUUAUAAAAUGGAGCAGGAAUAAGAACAAUAAACAAAAUUUAGUGAUAAGUUAUGGAACACUUAGUUAUAUUGCUGAUAAAUUCUUAGAGGCAUUAUUGGGCUUGGAAUAUAACAGAAUUCAUGGCCAUGAGGAGCAAGGUAACAAUUUUACCAACCUUCUAAGGAUAGCACACGAUUUGUAA
This is a messenger RNA of Funneliformis caledonium, 200 nucleotides long. NCBI's taxonomy places the organism in Eukaryota, Fungi, Glomeromycota, Glomeromycetes, Glomerales, Glomeraceae. The record is from the annotation of a GenBank genome assembly.